UUACUGUUUCUUAGCAAGUCAAAUGUAGUUAGACUCUAAUCGUAUAUUUUUAAUGGAGAUAUUAGGCAGCACCUUUGAUGACUCCGUGUUUGAAGAAGCUAGAGAUAAGGUCUGCAUUCCUCUUCCGUCCUACACUGCAAAAGUCUGUGAACCAGAGUGGUUUUGUGAACGAGUGACCACAGAGGAUGAGUUGGAGACGCAGAAAGUCUUCAAAUUUCGUGCAGAUCUGGCGUACAGUCGAAAAGAGUACCAGAAAUCUCUGGAUGAUUACUCCACCUGCCUCUCCUUGGUGCCCGAGGGAAACCUCACUAUAAGACGCGACAUACUCGAGGGCCAGGCGCGAUGCUACUGUUACCUGGGCAUGCGUGACCAGGCCCUGGAGGUCAUCGACAAACUUAGGAAGGAGGCCACCAACACUUGCCACCUCACCUGUGUUUUAAACCUGGAGCUGACCCUCCAUCGCCACUUUGGGGACCUCAGCAAGGAGGUCAGGAUCUUGCAGCAGCUUGUCUCGCUGCAUCCAUACAAUCCCUGGCACUGGAAGAGUUUGGCAGGGGACUAUCUCAGACUCUUUCGGUCCCACUUGGCUGUCUCCUGCUCUGGCGUCUGUCUCUGUGGAGACGGACGUGAACAGGGAGGAGACCGUGAGGGUGCUCAAACCCUUCCAGAAGGGACUGCUCAAAACUCACGGGGAGGUCCCGAGCAGCUUGUGGAGGAUGGGGAACAUCGUUCAGGGUUGGACCUGGUGCAGCAAGACAUUGCAGGCAUCCACAGGACAAGGGAAUGGAUCAGCACAGCAGUGCAGGAUCAAUGCAAGGAGCGGGAGAGGGCGUGGCUACAGGCCUGCAUGUGCUUCAUCAGAACCAGGCUCUUGCUCCGGAUGUUGAGGGUCCAGCAGUCAUCCUUUGUGCUUCAGAGAAAUAGGGAGGCCUUGCAGGAGGUCGAGGAGGCGCUGGAAUGUUUGGAACCAAAGGAGGCAAUGCUCCAACUGAUCACCGAGGCAAUGGGGAGAGACCUGGUGGCGGAGAGGAUGAGAGAGGACAGCCAAGAUGGGGAGAGCUUGGCGGGCCUGUGCAUUUCGGACUUUGAGGAGAGGUGGUACAACAGCGUAGAGAGCGCGGUCCUGCAGGCUCGUUCAGAGUAGAGGAAAGGUGAUGAUGGUGACAACUGCAAGGGUUGCCAAGUCUCACUGCCUCACUUGAGCGCAGACUCAGCUCAGACACCACUUCCUCCAUUUGACACUGGGCAAAAUGCACACAAAUGCUAAAUACAGGAUGUGGGUGGGCCAGAGGAUGAGCUUUAAGUGUUGAAUGUACAAUUUUAUUAUUCUUGUUUGGUAUA
Molecule: messenger RNA, 1341 nt
Organism: Megalops cyprinoides (Indo-Pacific tarpon)
Lineage: Eukaryota; Metazoa; Chordata; Actinopteri; Elopiformes; Megalopidae
Gene: c10h8orf76
Exons: 6
Coding region: 53-1144 (363 amino acids)
Molecular function (GO): protein binding
Source: RefSeq, a predicted model, not a curated record